CCCUCUUUCAUGUGACAACCCCUUAUCACACUCUCCUUUUGCCUGUGAACUGAUUCAAUUCAAUGCUUUCUUUCCUACCUAUAUAUAUUUUUGGUUUCUUCACAAUAUUCACCAUGUACCAAAAACAACAUCUCAUAAAACAACACUUUGAAUCCGCAAGCAAAAUUAUUCAUAAUGAAGAGGUCAUUGGUCUAUGCUGUUGCAUUUUUCCUUCUUUUACUUUAUGUUCCAAUCAUCACCUCUUCAAGGCACAUAAGCCACUCAAAUUCACGACAUGGACAUUCAUAUCAUGAAGUGGCAAAUAUGCGGCGGCCGAUGGAAGUAGCCGGAUCACGGUUACCCGAUUGUUCGCAUGCAUGCGGAUCGUGUUCGCCGUGCAAAUUGGUGAUGGUGAGCUUAGUUUGUGCAUCACUUGCAGAGGCUGAAUCAUGUCCAAUGGCUUACAAAUGCAUGUGUCAUAACAAGUCCUAUCCUGUUCCAUAGGAUGAAUUUUUAGUAAAUUUCAAGUUUCAAUUUCUAAUACGUUGUAUAGUGCCCAUUUUCCUUGUUUUUUUUUCUGAGUUACUUUUUUUCUUUCUUUAGUUUAUCUUUGUUGUUCAAUAUGGUAGAAAUGGUUUCCUAGCAAUGAAAAUGGUUUUUGGUACUAUGAAAAUUAAUGUUUGAGAUUAUGAAUAUCCAUUGCAAUAUUGCAUUGCAUUUUCUUUAGU
Lathyrus oleraceus (garden pea) is the source of this 707-nucleotide messenger RNA. RefSeq names its product protein EPIDERMAL PATTERNING FACTOR 1. NCBI's taxonomy places the organism in Eukaryota, Viridiplantae, Streptophyta, Magnoliopsida, Fabales, Fabaceae. The record is from RefSeq and is a predicted model, not a curated record. Gene Ontology annotation, biological process: guard cell differentiation; stomatal complex development. The coding region runs from base 175 to 483 and encodes 102 amino acids. The transcript has 2 exons.